Messenger RNA from Penicillium daleae, 1500 nucleotides. RefSeq names its product aminopeptidase P family protein. The transcript is spliced from 10 exons. The record is from RefSeq and is a predicted model, not a curated record. The coding region runs from base 1 to 1500 and encodes 499 amino acids. Gene Ontology annotation, molecular function: manganese ion binding; metalloaminopeptidase activity. Gene Ontology annotation, cellular component: mitochondrion. NCBI's taxonomy places the organism in Eukaryota, Fungi, Ascomycota, Eurotiomycetes, Eurotiales, Aspergillaceae.
AUGGCAGCAUGCAGAUCGCUCGCGAGACAAUGCGCUCUCCAUCUGCGCCCUUCGCUCCGCACCGUCGCUCGUCCAGUGCGCCAUUCCUUUGCGCCUCGCAACUCGCCGCUCCGCAGGGCGUAUGCAACCUCCGUCGCCGCCGCGGAGCUGCAAUUCGGCCAGCCCCUACACGAGACACAUCCCCACCUUCUCAGUCCCGGUGAACUCACUCCCGGCAUUACUGCUCUCGAAUAUGCCCAGCGUCGGUCUCGUCUGGCCAAUAAGCUUCCCAAGGGAGCUGUCGCCGUACUUGCAGCUUCGGAGGUGGAAUACCGGGCACCAGGAAUCUUCCAUGAAUAUAGACAAGAAACGAAUUUCUUCUACUUGACAGGUUUCAACGAACCGAAUGCUCUCGCAGUGAUCGCGAACGAUGGAUCCGGCGACAACCAUAUCUUUCACCUUUACGUGCGAGAAAAAGAUCCCAAGGCAGAGCUUUGGGAUGGCGCUCGAUCCGGUACCCAAGCUGCCAUGGACGUUUUCAACGCGGAUGAGACAGGAAACAUUGAACAAAUUGGUGACAUUUUGCCCAAGAUCAUAACUGGCGCUACCGAAGUCUACUCCGACAUUCCCGCUUUCGACGGAUCGAGGUCUUCGCUCCACCGAUACCUCUACGGCCCUACUGUUGCAUCGGAGAAAUUGAAGAAAAUUGUCGAUCACCGGAGAGUCAAGCCAUUGAAGCCACUGCUCAACGAAAUGCGGGCAUUUAAGAGCGAGAAUGAGGUUGUGCACUUGCGUCUGCUGGGUCAGGCAUCUGGAAGAGCUUUCACCGAUUCAAUGCGGAAAACCUUCGAGACCGAGAAGGAGUUGUCCUCAUUCCUCGAGUACCAGUUCAAGGUCAAUGGCUGCGAUGGUAGCGCUUUCGUUCCCGUUGUGGCUGGUGGAAAACACGCCUUGAGCAUUCACUACACGAGGAACGAUGAUAUUCUGAAAGAUGGCGAUUUAGUCCUCGUCGACGGGGGCGGUGAGCAUGGAAGCUAUAUCUCGGAUAUCACUCGCACCUGGCCCGUGAACGGCAAAUUCACCGAUCCCCAGCGGGAUCUUUACAAUGCCGUCCUCAAUGUGCAUCGAACUUGUCUGUCCCUGUGCCGUGAGAGCUCUAAACUCUCUCUGGACAAGUUGCAUGGCGUCGCUGAGAAUGGCCUGAAAGACCAGCUCAAGCAGCUUGGAUUUGAUCUUUCCGGAAAUGCCAUGUCCGUUCUCUUCCCUCACCAUCUAGGCCACUAUAUUGGUCUGGACGUGCAUGACUGCCCUGGAUAUUCUCGUGGAUAUGACCUCAAGGCAGGCAAUUGUAUCACUAUCGAGCCUGGUAUCUAUGUCCCUGAUGAUGAGCGGUGGCCUGCGCAUUUCCGGGGUAUUGGCAUUCGUAUUGAAGAUAGCGUGUGCGUGGGUGACGACCAUCCGAUUAUCUUGACCCCCGAAGCCGUCAAAGAGGUUGCCGAUAUCGAGGCUCUGCGUAGCUAG